AUGUCGCCUCCUGCCACCUCCAUGGCCUCGGCUGGCGGCGCUUCCUCCUCCCAGGCGUACGGCGGCCGUGCUGCCGGCGCUGCCAUGACCGCAAAAGGCGGUGGAGGCCUCUACGCUGUCGUCAAGUACGAUUUCCUCGCAGAACGCGCCGACGAGCUCCAAGCCAAAGCGGGCGAGUCUAUCAUCGUCAUUGCCCAGUCCAAUUUCGAGUGGUUCGUUGCCAAACCAAUCGGUAGGCUCGGCGGUCCCGGCUUGAUUCCCGUCGCUUUCGUCGAGAUCCGCGACCUAGUCACAGGAAGGCCCAUCGAGGACAUCCAGGAGCUGAUCCAGAGUGGAGUCGUCCCCAAAGUCGAGGAGUGGAAAAAGAUGACGGCCGAAUACAAGAAGAACACCAUCCCGCUCGGCCGCUUUGAUUUCCCACAGACGUCACAACCUGGCGUCAACUCUCCCUAUGCCAGCAUGGGGACGGCCGCUGCCGCUUCAGGCGGUGGUGCCAGCAAUGCCGGCUUCCCAUCCAGCGCAUUGCACGGCCAACAAUCGUCCAUCUCCUCCCUACCUGUUCCCAUACCACCACCCAAGGACGGUCUGUACGCAGGCGGGCCGCUGGGCGCUACGGGCGCAACGCAGCCUUUUGACGAUAACGCCAUCGACCCACUCACACAGCUUCCACCGGGCAUGUCGCCAGGCGAGCCCCUACCGACGGGCAUCAUCACCUCGGCCACCGUCGACUCGUUCCACUACGAGCAGGGCGAUUACUGGUUCCGCAUCCAAGCCACUCACAUUGCCGGACCGUCGGCCUCCGCGCCGUCCAAUGCACCACACGCUCCCGAUGGGGAAGAGCGAGAUCUCAUCCUCUACCGCCUCUACGAAGAUUUCUACGAGUUCCAGAUCGCGCUGCUCGACCAUUUCCCCUCGGAGGCCGGUCGCGAGACGGACGCCAACGGUCAGGCCAGCGAGCGUAUCUUGCCGUUGAUGCCUGGUCCGCUCGAUGUCGUUGACGACCUCAUUACAUCGCAGCGCCGAGUCGACUUGGAUCAGUACAUCGUGGAGCUGUGUUCGCUUCCCGAGUACAUUAUGCGCUCGGAGCUCGUGCGGCUCUUCUUCGAGCCUCGACCGGGCGACCACUGCACCUCGCAUCCUGCGCGGAGGCCUACCGACGAGCACGAGAGUAACCUGCAAAAGGAGUACGGCUACCUAGCGGGAGGUGUGGAAGCGAACAAUCAGAGGCUGAGUCAGCAACCGCAGCUGCGCAGCAACGGCGUCAACAAAUACGCAGAGGAUCAGCCUGUGGGACGAAGCAGCACGUCGUCGAGGGCCGAGGAUGAGCUCAGCGCCAAAAUGCGCGGGGCCUCGCUCGUGUCAGGGUCGGCACGGGGGUCUUCGGGGCAGCGUGAUUCGACAAGGAGCAGCGCGGCGUUUGGCGGGAGCGGUGCGGGUGGUGCGGUCAGUACCGGGCGCACAUCGCAAGCAUCGAGCGGACAUCGCAAGCAGUACUCGUCCGGUCAGACUGCGCAGGCAGCGGCGGCCCCUUCUGGAUCGUCGGCCAACGUGGCGUAUCACCGUAUCAAGGUUGCACGUCGAAACGACUUGGACAGCGUCAUCGCCCUACGCAUGCCGCCGAGCCCGACAUUUGCACAACUGCUGGAGAAGGUGCGCGAGAGGCUGGGCUCAGACGUCAGCUCGUUCAGCUGCAACGAGCGGCCGGAACCCAUUGUGGACGAUGCGUCGCUCACGGCGUGGCUGGAUCAGGCCACCGAUGCCGGGUGGAAGCUCAUGCUGCAUGCAUCGUAA
Sporisorium graminicola is the source of this 1791-nucleotide messenger RNA. RefSeq lists its product as uncharacterized. Gene Ontology annotation, biological process: conjugation with cellular fusion. The record is from RefSeq and is a predicted model, not a curated record. Gene Ontology annotation, cellular component: mating projection tip. The coding region runs from base 1 to 1791 and encodes 596 amino acids. Gene Ontology annotation, molecular function: phosphatidylinositol binding; protein binding. NCBI's taxonomy places the organism in Eukaryota, Fungi, Basidiomycota, Ustilaginomycetes, Ustilaginales, Ustilaginaceae. The transcript has a single exon.